This is a messenger RNA of Prosopis cineraria, 1459 nucleotides long. RefSeq names its product receptor-like protein kinase At3g21340. The transcript has 5 exons. Bases 111 to 1274 code for a protein of 387 amino acids. NCBI's taxonomy places the organism in Eukaryota, Viridiplantae, Streptophyta, Magnoliopsida, Fabales, Fabaceae. Gene Ontology annotation, molecular function: protein binding. The record is from RefSeq and is a predicted model, not a curated record.
CCACCACCUUGUUGGUUCCAAGAGUCAUUAUAUUUGUACUGAAAAACCACCACCCACUACAACGGGCUUCGGCGGCUUGAUUCUCUUGCCGUCAAACUCAAAACAAGAACAUGAAGACCAAGGCGACUCAACAAUGGCUUCUGGUCUUGCAUGUGCUUGCUUCCUUCUUCUUCUUCUUCAUCCUUCUUACCAGCUCCUCGUCACAAGAACUUGCAGAUUCCAGCGAUCCUGUUAAGAACGCCACAAGGAUUGAUUGUGGAGUAAUAAAGGGUUCCGGGGACGAGAAGACCCCAUCUGAUUACCAAUACGAUGAUGGAUUCGUUGAACACGGCAAGGGGCUUAACUUAUCAUCGAAUUACAACAAAGAAGAGAUUGGCAAUCAGCUGAGGACAUUAAGAAGCUUUCCAGAAGGGAAAAGGAAUUGCUACAGAGUGCCCACAGAAAGAAACGCAUACUACCUCGUGCGGGCAUUCUUCGCAUAUGGAAACUACGAUAGUAAAACAUCCUUUGAUUUGUACAUUGGUGUCAAUUACUGGGCAACAAUUAGCAAAGAGGAUGGAGACAUUGUACGUCACGAGGUCAUUCAUUUCUCUCCAACUGAUGACAUCAAUGUGUGUCUUGUGAAAACGGACGACGGAAUACCCUUCAUUUCACUGUUGGAAGUAUGGCCAUGGCAGAAUUCUAGGUAUGAUCAGUUAGCUUCGAGUUUGCUCAGACUAAUGUCACGCUCCAAGCUGGGUAUGUCUGAAGAUGAUACCUACAUCAGAUAUCCAGAUGAUAACUAUGGAAGGUCCUGGUUCAAUAGAAAGAUGGACAACUCGGUGCGAAUCAGUUCUUCAUCUGCGGCUAUUGACAGUAAUACGAGUGACAAUGUAUACGACCUGCCAAAAGAAGUGUUGACUAGUGCAGUUCAGUCUAUUCAUGCAUCUUCUUCCUUAGUUAUCCACAUGGAUAGAUGCUGUAAUACUGGCCAUGAUUAUUAUGUGUACCUUCAUUUUUAUGACUUCGUGAGCAAGUCACGGAAUAAUCAGCAGAGGAAGAUGGUUAUUGCUUUCAGUGAUGGGGUCGAUGUGUCCUUUACUCUUGAGUACAUGAAACCCACUACUUUGGUUAGGAAUAUUAAAGGUCAUGAUGUUGUUAGUAAUAUUUCCAUCAGAUCUGCCUCGGACUCUCAGUUACCUGCCAUGCUCAAUGCUUAUGAAAUCUAUAGAGUUCUUCCCCAGCCAUUAAAUCGACAACUGAUGAAGGAGAUGUUGCUGCGAUCCAAGACAUAAAAGGAUUUUAUGGCAUUACAAAUCUCAGUUGGCAAGGAGAUCCAUGCGGGCCAAUGGGUUAUACAUGGAAAGGUCUCACUUGCAACGAUAGUGGAACACCAAGAAUCAUUUCAAUAAACUUGAGCUCAAGCAAUCUGACUGGACAAAUAGCUCUUUCAUUCGCCAAUUUCACAGAAUUGAAGGAU